ACAGUAUCAAGUUGCAGAAUUUGGAAACAUAUUUUUUUUUCGGUGACUGGCUUAAAAAAAAAACCAGUGUUUCUUUUUUCGUGCAUGCUCACAAAAAAUCGCGAGUCUUAAGAUGUCAAAAUCAAUAUCAUUUCGGUUGCAAGUAAGCUCCAUAAUGGAGAUAAUGACCAAAACGGCUAUUGAAGAAAUAUGCAAAAUUGUUGACAGCGAUUUUGCGUUUUUACGACAAGAACUGUCUCGGGUCAUGGGUGAAAAUACGGUUCUUAAAGACCAAAUGCUCUGUCUCGGGAGCGAAAGGCAUGAAGAAAGCACGCGCAUCACAAAGGAAGAAGCGCGCGCUGGCUCAAAAAUAUAUCGUUCUAUUUGCGUUCAAACCGAAGAUGGAGCGCAGCCCUCCAUCAAAGGGAUAUUUGGAAAGGAGUGGUGUUCCAGUUUGUGGGAUCGGAGGAACGAGUCCAGAGAAGACGAGCUGGCGAUCGAUGUCGACCUGUACAGUGUGUCGCCUCAUGAGCACAAAGAACAAGAGCAAUCCAACCUGGUCAUAAUCAAAGAAGAGUGUUUUGAGGUGGACACUUAUCCCAGUUAUACAGGGAAAACACCGCUAGCUUCAAGAGGACAGCCAACAUCUUCUGUAUAUGAGCCUCUGGCACACUUAAAAAGUUUUGAUAGCCACUUUGAGUCUGGUGAAUUUUCAGAGCUAUCGGAAACACAAAACACAUCCUCUGAUUCAUCAGACAAACACUCUAGGAAAAACUAUAUUGAUAAUGCUGUCGACCAGUUAAUAGCACCAAUAGAGGAUCCAUUGGAAUUUGAUGGUCACUCUAUACUCAACCAAUUUUCAGUAGAACAUAAUAGUGAGUUUUCCUCUGAGAUUCAGGAGGAUGAAGAAGCACAGGAAAUACAUGAGGAUGCCGCAACCAUGACAGAGCAUUGCCAAAAGAGAGUCAAGGUGCAGAAACCGGCAAACAACUUCAUUUGCUACGACAACGGGAAGGCGUUUCUUCGGCAAAAUGCUGCCAAAAAGCGUCUCAGAAAACAUCGAUUUCCAAAGUUGAAACCAAGCGAAAAGUUCCGCUGUGAGGUCUGCGGGAGAUGCUUCCAUUCCAACACCAAUCUCACCAUUCACUAUUUGGUCCACACAGGGGAACGGCCCAAUAAAUGCAGUUUUUGUGGAAAAGGCUUCUCCCAGAAAGGAAAUUUACAAGCUCAUGAACGCAUCCACAGAGGAGAAAGACCUUUUGGUUGUGCCACCUGCGGAAGGAGUUUCACCCAGAAAGUUAGCCUGCGUAAUCACGAACGUAUCCACAGAGGAGAACGACCUUUUACUUGUAUAACCUGCGGAAAGGGUUUCACCCAGCAAGUCACCCUCAAACAGCACCUCGUUGUCCAUGACAGAACGGGUAAACAAGUCAGGAGGAAAUCAAGGAAAAAUCACCGUGAUAUAAGUCAUAGCUUUAUGUAGCAAACGUUUUUUUGUUACUUCUAAAUUUGAGAUCGCAGUAGCUGUUUAAAGGGAAAUACAAACAGUGGAAAUGUGAGGUUGGAGCACCUUAAAAGAAUGUCUCUUUGUGUAAUACUGUAGUAGAUAGUAGCAGAAAUAUAAAGUCUGGUAUGGCUGUGUAUAACUCAGUGAUGUAGUUGUUGUCCCAUCAACUAAUCUGUUUCUUCUGUUAAACCAAAAGCACGGCCUUUAAGGUGGUCGUUUACAUCUGGGGCCCGUUCUUCGUACCUUGCUUAAUACAUCUGAGAUGAUUUGAAAGAUGCAAGAUCUUCUAAUGGUGAUAACUGAUCUCUGGCUUAUUUGGUUUUUCAAAUGAAUCUGGAUUAAAUUGUCUAAUAUUACUGCGCGUUCUCGUGUUCCCAGAAAAGGGCAGAUGUAUCGAUUCUAGAAAACAAGAUCAGCAAUGCAGUGAUUGGUUGGCAAUCUAAUCUUGUUUACAUGAAAUAAGACUAAUCCAGAGCAGGUUUAAGUUUAGGGAUCUGUUGCUAUGACAGAAACUCCGGGAAGAGCUUCGAAGAACCAAACAAUCCAAGAUCAAGCGAUGAUGUCAAUAAUCAAAUCCAGCUAAAUGGGUUAGCGAUGUACGAAAAAGAGACCCCGGGCUAAACUUUGAAGUAUUUUGAAACAAGUCUCUUCUCCUGUCCAACGCUGCAUAAAUUUGAUGAAAACUACAGUAAUAUGUUGAAAUAUUAUUAUAAUUAACAAUAUCUGUUCCAUAUAUAAAAUAUUUGUAUUUCUGUAAAAUCAAAGAUGAAUUUUCAGUCUUCAGUAUCACAUGAUCCUUCUUAAAUCAUUCUAAUAUGCUACACUUUUAUUCUUUGAACAAUACUAAGAAAUAAUGUUUUUACAAAAAUGUAACAUUGACAUUAAAAGUAACAACUUUUAAACUUAAUGUUUCUUGUGCAGUAAAUCAACAAAUUAGAAUGAUUUCUGAAGAUUCAUGUUACACUGAAGUUUUGAGUAUGAUGCUGAAAAAAUAGCUUUGCAUCAUAAGAAUAAAAUAGAAAAGAUAUUGAAUUGUAACAAUAUUUCACAGUAUAACUGUUUUUACUGUAUUUUUUAUCAAAUAAAUGCAACAAAAAAACAUUAACUGUAUAUUCCAAACUUUUGGAUGGUUGCAGUCUUGAAUAUAUCUGGAUAGUACUUUUGAAUAUUUAUAGUGUAGAAAUGAAACACCACCAGAGGUGAACACAUCACUAAUUAAAGGAAUUUUCAUCAGUCUUAGUACACAUUGUAACUACAGAAGAGUCAAAUUUUAUAUAAGAAAAAUAUAAAAACUCUUUGGUCAUUUUUGAGCGAGAUGCUACAAUUAUCUAUGCUAAGCUAAGCUAAAAGUGCUACCACCAGACCCAGAGAUCAGCUCCGAAUGGAUUUUCCAACUCUAGGAGAGUUGGAAAAUGGGUGUUUUAAAAAAAAUGUGGAGUGUUCAAUAAAGGUUUUAUGGUCUGUUUAAAAAAAAA
Molecule: messenger RNA, 2961 nt
Organism: Carassius gibelio (silver crucian carp)
Lineage: Eukaryota; Metazoa; Chordata; Actinopteri; Cypriniformes; Cyprinidae
Product: zinc finger protein 484
Exons: 4
Coding region: 113-1462 (449 amino acids)
Biological process (GO): regulation of transcription by RNA polymerase II
Molecular function (GO): RNA polymerase II cis-regulatory region sequence-specific DNA binding; DNA-binding transcription factor activity
Source: RefSeq, a predicted model, not a curated record